Syzygium oleosum is the source of this 1235-nucleotide messenger RNA. RefSeq names its product E3 ubiquitin-protein ligase RSL1-like. Gene Ontology annotation, biological process: protein polyubiquitination; positive regulation of proteasomal ubiquitin-dependent protein catabolic process; ubiquitin-dependent protein catabolic process. Gene Ontology annotation, cellular component: ubiquitin ligase complex; cytoplasm. The record is from RefSeq and is a predicted model, not a curated record. Gene Ontology annotation, molecular function: ubiquitin protein ligase activity; zinc ion binding; ubiquitin conjugating enzyme binding. The transcript has 2 exons. NCBI's taxonomy places the organism in Eukaryota, Viridiplantae, Streptophyta, Magnoliopsida, Myrtales, Myrtaceae. Bases 175 to 1116 code for a protein of 313 amino acids.
CAUGGUACACUGCUCUCCGAUAAGAUUUGAUGCCCAGCACACUGCAUCUUUAAAUAUAGAAGCAAACAGAUCGACCUUCCAAAGACAAACAAGCCCACAAGACCAGCAGCACAUUCCGAGGAAAGAAAAGUUGAAACGGGUGUUGCCAUAAAUAAUCCAUAGGAGUUGUGUAGCAUGGGAACUGGAGCGGCGACUGAUCUUCUCUUGCAGGAUGAUCUAUUCUUGUCGUCACUGUUUGAUGAUGGUGAAGAUCAUGGGAAUCAGGAGACGGUGACUCCUCAAGUACCAGACUCUGAGUACGCCCUAGAGUUGCAGUUCCAGGAGGUUUUAGAAGUCUCCUGCGUGAUGAACAUGAAUCCUUCGAAAACGAAUGCUGGGUCUUUCUCGUCUUUAGUGGUUGUGGCUGAGGCAGACCCAAACAGAAGUCAGAUGAAAGUCAUAGACCCGGUUGAGAUGGGUGUUCAGAAAGAGGGUGGUCAGUCAUCAGAGAGCUUCUGUGAGAUUUGUGCAGAGAGAAAAGAGGCCAAAGAGAUGUUCAGGAUCAGGACCGUGUGUUCCCACACCUUUUGCUCUCUCUGCAUAAGCAGGCAUGUGGAGGCCAAAGUCCUGGAAAACGUCACCACCAUCAGAUGCCCAGGAUUGGAGUGUGAGGGCGUCCUGCAGAUUGAUUCCUGCAGACAAAUCCUCCCUGAGAAUGUUCUCUGCAUGUGGGAGAAAUCGUUGUGCGAGGCGAUGUUUCUCGAGUCGCAGAAGUUCUACUGCCCUUUCAAGAACUGCUCGGCCCUUUUGAUCAAGGACUGUGAUGAUGGGAAGGUGAUUAGGGAGUGUGAGUGCCCAUAUUGCCAUCGGUUGUUCUGCGCCGAGUGCUCCGUGCCGUGGCACGCCGGCGUCUCGUGCGAGGAGUUUCAGUCGCUGAAUGAGGAUGAGAGAGGGAGGGAGGAUCUCAUUGUGAGGGAGCUUGCGAAGGAGAACAAAUGGGGGAGAUGCCCCAAAUGCAAAUUUUAUGUGGAGAGGACUCUGGGUUGUCCUCACAUCAUUUGCAGGUGCCAGUUUCAGUUUUGCUAUGGAUGUGGAUCAGAAUGGAGUGAAGCUCAUGGUGGUUGCGCAAGAAACUAAGGAGCAAAAGGCACAGGAAAGAAGGCCCAACCAUUUAAUAUUUUCAAUUGCAUGUGAUUUUAUGGUUGAUUAGAACUUGGUACAGUGGAGUAAUGAAAUGAUCAAGGUUUUUUGGUGAA